AUGCCGUCACAAGAAGUGGGAGUUCCCAUACCCAAUGUGCCUCAUGCGGUGUCUGUAACGUUACCUACGUGGGAAGCCACUGUUGGUUAUGAAGAAGGCGAGGACUGGGUCACCAGCAAGAUGAGCUCGGGGUACCCAAGAUUUUUCAUUCAUCAAAUAAUUCAAAAAUUGUGCCGGAAACUAGAAGCAAAGUAUGGUCGUGAGGGGGAAGCGUGUCUUGUGUUUCCGAGCUACAAGGUUGCAAAGAGAUGCCGUCAAUUUAUCAAAGAAAAGUACGAAGGCGAUGCGCAUGUUAGAGUCUUACAGUUGAGCACAAGUGAACCUGUGAAUGAUUACGAGCGAUUGACAAAAGUGGGUACAACAAUUGGCGUUGUGUUUUUCCCAAAAGCUUUGUUCCCGUUGGCCAAGAAUUACUGGCAGCAUUCAGGGGAGGUUAUGAGUUCAAGAAUGGCAGAGUAUGUGUUGAAAGAGUUGUUUGAAAAUGAUAAAAAUUUGCAAGGCUUGAAGGGUAACUGGAAACAAGCAUUGCAAGCGCAAAAGAUUCAAUCCAGAUCGCCAUCGAUUACAGCAUCUCGGGCUAGUGGGCGUAGCUCUGACAGUCAAGUGAAUGAGGAAGUAGAAAAGGAGUUCAACACCUUUAUCGAACAGAAAUAUGGACGUGUUUUGGAUUUCAAAUUUGCCAAGGAGGCAAAAAGCGCAUUGAAGAGACGGAUUUGUGGGAAAGUGGACAAAGAUCAAGAUCCAGAGUUGGAGAAUAUCGAGCACCUGAAGAGAGGAAAGCAUUUGACCCCAUCGGAUGUGUACUUGUGUCCGUCUGGUAUGGCUUCGAUUUUCUUUGCCCAUCAUGCAUUGUUGAAUAUUUCCCAAGCACCGGGAAUUUCUGUGUGCUUUGGUUUUCCCUACACUGAUACGUUGAGCAUUUUGAAGAAAUUCGGACCUGGUGUCAAGUUUUUGGGAAUGGGAGAUGACGAGUCUUUGAACCAAUUGGAAAAAGAAUUGAAAGAUGGGUUGAAGAUUAUGGCAUUGUUUUGUGAGUGUCCCUCCAAUCCAUUGUUGAAAACUCCAAACUUGAAAAGGAUAAAAGAGUUGGGAGACGAGUAUGAUUUUGCUAUUGUUGUUGAUGAAACUGUGGGGAACUUUAUAAAUAUUCACGUUUUACCGUACGCUGAUAUGGUUGCAUCCUCAUUGACAAAAGUGUUUUCAGGCGACUCAAACGUAUUGGCAGGGUCACUCAUUUUGAAUCCAUCAUCGAGGUACUAUUCGAAGUUGAAGCAGUUUUUUGAUGCGGAGUACGAGGACUUAUUUUGGGAUGAGGAUGCAUUGUGGUUGGAGCGUAAUUCAAGAGACUUUGUUGAUCGUGUUCGUAUCAUUGAUGCAACGACAGAAAAAGUGGUUGGUUUACUUGUAAAGAAUCCCAAGAUUGCUCGAGUUUACUAUCCCACUAUCGGUCCUUCAAAGAAGUACUAUGACGAAAUCAAGAACGAAAAUGGUGGCUACGGAGGUUUGGUGUCGUUUUUAUUCCACAAGCCUGAAGACGCUGUUUCCUUUUUUAACAAGGUUGAUCUUCACAAGGGACCUUCCUUGGGUACGAAUUUCACAUUGGCUUGUCCUUAUGCAAUUCUCGCCCAUUACCAAGAGUUGGACGAAAUAGCUCAAUGGGGAGUCGACAGAAAUUUGAUUAGAGUUAGCAUUGGAUUGGAAGAUCCGGAUGAUUUAUUAAAAAGGUUUCAAGAUGCGUUAGAUUAG
Molecule: messenger RNA, 1746 nt
Organism: Lodderomyces theae
Lineage: Eukaryota; Fungi; Ascomycota; Pichiomycetes; Serinales; Debaryomycetaceae
Gene: STR2
Product: cystathionine gamma-synthase
Exons: 1
Coding region: 1-1746 (581 amino acids)
Biological process (GO): transsulfuration
Molecular function (GO): pyridoxal phosphate binding; cystathionine gamma-synthase activity
Source: RefSeq, a predicted model, not a curated record